AUGGGUAUGCUGACGCCAACAUUGAAACCGAAUCAGACAGCGAUCUGCGGACAAGAGUUCAAUGCAUCAAUUCCCGCCGCGCCAAGCGUCUAUGUCCCGUACACAUUCUGCAAAGCCAAAUGCGACGGACCUGGGAUUUCUCAAUUUGCGAAGCCUAGCGCGUGGGCUGCACCAAUUGUCCAGUUCAUCCUGCCCGCCGUGAUCUUCAGCACGACUAUACCCAGGAGGCUGAAGCUUGGCUUCAAAAGCCAAAUCGCGACCACACCAGGCCGUGGUCAAACGGCGAAGAGAUGGCUUACAUUCAUCAGUACCCCCUUCAAAGGUCCGAUACGGCUCUUCCUCGUGGUAGCAGAUAACGUUUUCUGGAUUGCUGCCAUUCUGAUGAUGGCGGGACCUAUGAUGCUGAGCGGCGUGUACGAAGCCGUGCUGGAUUUGAAAAUUCUGGCUGUUCUGGACAGCGACCCCGGACAGAAUUUCGACGAAGCGACCGUGGUCGAACUGCUUCUUACGGUUGUGGCCGGCAACCUCCACAGAUCUGCGCAGAUUGACCCUUUGGCAGAUAUUCAACAAGCAAUACGAACCAGCGUAACCGCUGAAGCCAAGAGAGCUCGUCUGCUCGGACUCGUCGACUCCCAAAUGCCAUAUGGAGCCAUCGUUGGCGCCCCGGUUGCAUUUUACAUCGGGAACUUUGUCUACACCAUUCUGGACCUGAAAAACAAGCCGAGCGAUCAGGAUGCGGCUAUAUCCCUCGCGUUUGGAGUCGAGUGGAUGAUAAUUGUCCACGUCGCGAUUAUUGGAUCGUGUGUACUGGCCACGAACAACCCAAGCACAUCCUCCGUGCUGUCAGGCCGCGGAAAUCCUCGAAUCGCCAUCCGGAGGGCCACGACGACGCAAAAUCUUGCGGGCCAGCUGCCGCCGGGCUUGUGGACGAGGAUACGAACAGGCGACUUGCCUUUCUUGGUCGACAUGUAUGAUAACCGCUAUCAACCAGUGACCAUGUGGUCCAGAGGCAACAACAAGGAAGAAUGGGUUCGGAAUUCAGCCGCGUACCGUGUACAACUCCGGGACAACCGAAGACUUAUGGUGGGAUGGAUGGCCAAGAUCAGCAUCCUCUUCGUCACUGCGGUCCUGAUCAAUCUGCCACUCAUUGCUGGUGCCGUGGUGGCCUGGAGAACCCCCCCAGUAGGAUGGGGUUGUCGGUCGCUCUCCUUCAUUUGCUAUGCAGGCGUCCAACUUUUGGUCACAAUGCUUUUCAUCGUUUUGCACAAGGUUCCAACACCCAACGAGGUCGUCCGAGGAGCUGGUCCAGCGAAAGGUCUCAAGAGGUAUCUUGGAGCCGGUUGGUAUCUCAUCAAGGUGUUUUGGUGCGGCAUGGCAUACGCUGUCUUUGGCGUAAGCCUUCUGCUGUCUCUCUUUGUGGCUUUGGGUGGCACGUUGAUGCAGGUCGUGGGCAUCUACCGAAACUGUUUCUGCUACGUCAAUGCUCCCGAAUGGUACAACACCGACCGGGCGUACGUCCAGGUCGCCUCCGACACCCAGGAACAACGCGACUCCAGCCACAAUUGGAUCAUCUUUGGGGGCAUUGCCACGUUGUUCAUGGCUGCUUGUUGCCUGGUUGGCUGGUGGUAUCAGGCACGCGUCCGUCGCCGGUACAAAAGAAUCGUCAAUAGCCGACUCGUGUGA
This is a messenger RNA of Exophiala spinifera, 1683 nucleotides long. RefSeq lists its product as uncharacterized. The coding region runs from base 1 to 1683 and encodes 560 amino acids. The record is from RefSeq and is a predicted model, not a curated record. Lineage: Eukaryota; Fungi; Ascomycota; Eurotiomycetes; Chaetothyriales; Herpotrichiellaceae. The transcript has a single exon.